Salmo salar (Atlantic salmon) is the source of this 2016-nucleotide messenger RNA. RefSeq lists its product as uncharacterized. Gene Ontology annotation, biological process: double-strand break repair via nonhomologous end joining; negative regulation of double-strand break repair via nonhomologous end joining. Gene Ontology annotation, cellular component: nucleus; cytoplasm. The record is from RefSeq and is a predicted model, not a curated record. Lineage: Eukaryota; Metazoa; Chordata; Actinopteri; Salmoniformes; Salmonidae.
CUUGGCCAUUUUCCUCGAAAGUAAGCAAUGUCACGAUUCCAAAGCUAUACGAUAUUACAGACAAGUUAAUUAUCUCAUAUCUCGGAAAAGAUUUGCAAUGUUGUACUUCUUGUUGACGAAAUUCAUGCUAAUGGGUUGGUUUUUUGAGCUGGCGCUUGACUGACUCCUUGAAGGAGAGUUCUAAUUGUCCCAGAAUCGCCCAGAAUGCAACGCGCGGCCCAUUGCCGGGUUGGCUACGCACACAAUGGGCCUUAAUACGAUAUCAAUGGACUUUCCCAUCUCCUCACAAGUAUAUCUCCUCCCAAGUAAAAUUCCCGGAGUUAUGGUUUAAACUGAGCAUACACAUCGUUGACAUGUCAGGAAGGCGGCGGGAACUACCGUCUUGGAUGGUAAGGAAGGAUGAGGACAGAGUGAAAGAUAAGGAGACACUGAAGAGGAUAACUUCAGGCAAGAGAACAAGGAGGAAACGAGUUGAAAGAGUGGCUUUCUACUGCAUGAAUGAAAAGGAACUGGUGGAGGCAGCUGUCAGUUAUUUGAAUGAUUUUGGAGCUGGAGAAGAUGGAGCUUGUCAUGGUGACAAACAGGUCAAAAGUAGUGUGGUGGGCUGCUCUAUGAAUGCAAAAAACAACUGUGUCAGGGAGAAGAAGAGGAGGCUGUCUGAGUUGGACGUGGUGGCGGAGUCCUCAGACUCUGAUGCCCAGGAUAGGACGUAUGUCUCAGAAACGGACAUCGACGUAGCCGAGGAGGACACUCUACUGUACGCUCAAAACAACAACACUCACAAUAACAACAUAGAGCAGGGACCUGAGGGUCAGAGUUCAGGACCAGGUCAUGGUCACUACGAUGCUGAUGGUCCAGGGGAUUUGGCUCAGGAUGUUGAAGGAGCAGAGGACCACUCACGGUCACAGUCUCCCACAGCAGACGAUGAUUCCCUCAGGCUUGUAAGGGAGAUAUUUUUCACCUGAUGAUGGAACACUUUGAACUUUGAGAUGCUUUCCUUACAAACUGAGAUGGGGGGGGGGUACACAGUGAGGUCAUGUAGACUAGAGUAUAUUAAAAAUAGUCAAUGGGGGCAAAUGGGACCCAUAACAUGAAUGAUUUCCUUCUCUGCUAAUAGUGGGUUCUUGGUAUAUGUUAGUAAAUACAUCUCAAUUGAAAGCAUUUAGGUUUCAUCUGUGAAGUGUUUAGGCACUAUGUCUUAGAAAAGGCCUUGGGCCUAAAAACUGGCUCACUAGGUGCAACUAAUGAUGUGUACAAUAUUAGGCGCAACUGCGCAAGAUAGUUUCCCCUUUAUUAAGAGCAUUAAAAGGGCAAUGACAUACUUUGUAAUAGAAACAAAAAAUAUAUAUAAUUGUGAUUGAAGAAUAAAAUGUGACUACCGGGAUAUUCUAAAGGCACCUUUAUUGAUGACAUUUCUUUUUAAAAGCUGUAAUAUGUCACUUUUUUGGCGACCUGACCAAAUUCAUAUAGAAAUUACAGAAAUCUUUGUUGACCAUCAACAUACUCUUAUGAUAGGCUUAUGAUCAACAGGCAUGUCAUGCACUUCACAAUUUUGCAACAUUGUUGACGAAUACAUCAUGUACAUUUGAGACUCGUGAGCAAAAUUGGUGGUUUAACUUAACCUACUUCACCUAAUAAUCAUUGUUAUCACACUCAUUUACUGGAACAUGACAGUUAGCCAGAAGGUAUGCAAUAUCUUUUUGAAUUACUUAGGCUAGUGGUUGAUUUAUUAAAAUUACUGUAGCAUUUUUGUUGUCAACAUUGCCGACCACAAUACAGUAGGACUAUAGUAGUAGUGGUCAAAGUAUCUCUGUAUCAGAGUUCAUAUUGGAAACUUAAUUUGAUUUAAAAAUAUACAUUAUGUACAGAACAGAACACAAACAUGAAAAGACAAAAUAAAGUUAUGAAUAGUAUGUUUUCAAAAACAUUAUAUAGACAUAGUCAUUUAAAAUGUACACCUUUUUGGUUGAUCAUGUUGAACACAUUGAAAAACUUGAAAUAAACAAAUCAAAAGUU